UAAUGCAUAGAAUACAACCUUUCUUUUACCCCAAGUCUUUAUAGAAAAAUCCCUCGGAUGACCCUCUCAUUGCAACGAGUCAAGUCAAUCUCCACACACACACACACACACACACCAAUCUCUGUCCGUUUGUGUAUGUAUAUGUAAUCCACCCAAUUUGCAGUAGUAGGAGAAGAAGAAGAAGAAGAAGAAGAAGAAUGGCUGUGGGAGGAAUAACAGAUGAAGUGCAGAUUAUUAAGCCGCGCAAUGAUAAACGGGAGUAUCGGAGGAUUGUUCUGCAGAACAAUCUCCAAGUUCUCCUCAUCAGAGAUUCCGAAACUGAUAAGUGCGCUGCUUCAAUGGAUGUUCGUGUGGGUUCUUUCAGUGACCCCGAAGGACUUGAAGGCCUCGCCCACUUUCUUGAACAUAUGCUUUUUUAUGCAAGUGAAAAGUAUCCAUUGGAGGACAGUUACUCAAAAUACAUCAGUGAGCAUGGAGGCAGUACAAAUGCUUUCACUUCAUCUGAACACACUAACUACUAUUUUGAUGUUAACCCUGACUGCUUUGAAGAAGCCUUGGACAGAUUCGCUCAGUUUUUCAUCAAACCGCUGAUGUCAGCCGAUGCUACCACGAGGGAGAUAAAAGCUGUUGAUUCUGAGAAUCAGAAGAAUUUACUCUCUGAUGUUUGGAGAAUGAACCAGCUUCAGAAACAUUUAAGUGUGAAAGAUCAUCCAUACCACAAGUUCAGCACAGGGAAUUGGGACACCCUGGAGGUCCGCCCAAAAGAAAGAGGGAUGGAUACUCGAGAGGAGCUUCUGCGGUUUUAUAAUGAAAAUUAUUCAGCCAAUCUCAUGCAUCUUGUAAUAUAUACUAAAGAUGGCCUUGACAAAUCUGAAAUCUUGGUGCGGAGCAAAUUCCAGGAUAUCCUAAAUACAGAUCGAAGUUGCAUCAGUUUUACUGGUCAACCUUGUGAUUCAGAAAGUCUUCAGAUCCUUGUGAAAGCUGUCCCAAUUAAACAAGGUCACAAGUUGAGAUUUGUAUGGCCAAUUACUCCUGGAAUUCGUCAUUACAAGGAAGGGCCGAGCAGGUAUCUGGGUCAUUUGAUUGGCCAUGAAGGAGAAGGAUCUUUGUUUUACAUCUUGAAAAAGUUGGGUUGGGCUACAAGCUUAUCUGCCGGUGAAUCAGAUUGGACUUAUGAAUUUUCUUUUUUUAAAGUAGUUAUUGAUCUGACAGAUGCUGGUCAUGAGCACUUUGAGGAUAUUGUGGCACUAUUAUUCAAAUAUAUUCACCUUUUGCAACAAUCUGGUCCCUGCCAAUGGAUAUUUGAUGAGCUUGCAGCCAUUUGUGAGACUUCCUUCCAUUACCAGGACAAGAUUCGUCCGAUUGAUUAUGUGGUUAAUGUUGCAUUUAAUAUGCAGUUUUAUGCUCCAAAAGAUUGGCUGGUGGGAUCAUCUUUGCCUUCAAAGUUUAAUCCUGAAAAAAUUCAGUCAGCACUGAAAGAGCUCAGCCCAUAUAAUGUGAGAAUAUUUUGGGAGUCUACAAAGUUUGAAGGGCUUACUGAUUCAACAGAGCCUUGGUAUGGAACGGCAUAUUCUGUUGAGAGAUUACCUGGCUCUACAAUUGAGGAAUGGAUUAAAAAAGCUCCUAAAGAAGAUCUGCGUCUACCUGGCGCUAAUGUGUUUAUUCCUACAGACCUAUCUCUUAAGACUGUUUCUGGGCAAAUAAAUUUACCUGUUUUAUUGAGGAAAACGCCAUACUCAAGAUUAUGGUUCAAGCCAGACACAGCAUUUUCAACUCCUAAGGCAUAUGUUAAGAUAGAUUUCAACUGUCCUGUUUCUGGAAAUUCCCCUGAAUCAGAAGUCCUCACUGAAAUAUUUACACGCUUGUUGAUGGACUACUUAAAUGAAUAUGCAUACGAUGCACAGGUUGCUGGUCUGUAUUAUGGAGUUACCAACACUGACUAUGGGUUUCAGGUCACUGUGGUUGGAUAUAAUCACAAACUGAAGAUCUUACUGGAGACUGUAGUACAUCAAAUUGCUAAUUUCGAAGUAAAACCUGACAGGUUUGCUGUUAUUAAGGAAUUGAUCACAAAAGAAUAUCAGAAUAUGAAGUUCCAACAGCCAUAUCAGCAGGCUAUGUACUACUGUUCAUUAAUACUACAAGACCAAACAUGGCCCUGGACUGAUGAACUUGAAGUUCUUCCUCAUCUUGAAGCGGAGAAUCUUGUUAAAUUUUAUCCUCUAAUGCUAUCAAGGACCUUCUUGGAAUGCUAUGCAGCAGGAAAUAUUGAGCCAAAUGAAGCAGAAUCAAUGAUCCAGCAAAUUGAAGAUAUCUUCUUCAGGGGUUCUAAUCCCUUGUCUCAGGCUUUGUUUGCGUCUCAAUACAUGACUAAUAGAAUUAUUAAGCUUGAGAGGGGAAUAAAUUACUUCUACAGUGCACAGGGCCUAAAUCCUAGUGAUGAAAAUUCUGCCCUUAUUCAUUACAUUCAGGUGCACCAGGAUGAUUUCAGGUUGAAUGUUAUACUUCAACUUUUUGCUUUGAUAGCUAAACAACCUGCUUUCCAUCAGCUUAGAUCAGUUGAGCAACUUGGUUAUAUUACUGUACUUUUGCAGAGGAAUGACUCUGGUGUCCGUGGUGUACAAUUCAUCAUUCAAUCGAAUGUCAAGGGUCCUGGGCAAAUUGAACUGAGAGUUGAAUCAUUUCUCAAGAUGUUUGAAACUAAACUCUCUGAAAUGCCGAGUGACGAAUUUAAGAGCAACGUUAAUGCACUUAUUGAAAUGAAGCUUGAGAAGCACAAAAAUUUACGGGAAGAAUCUGUAUUUUACUGGCGAGAAAUAUCUGACGGAACUCUCAAGUUUGACCGCAGAGAACGCGAGGUUGAAGAGCUGAAGCGAGUAUCUCAAAAAGAACUGAUAGACUUCUUCAACGAGUACAUUAAAGUUGGUGCUCUCCAGAAAAAGAGUUUGAGUGUACGGGUAUAUGGAAACUUACAUUCUUCAGAGCAGCAGGUAGACAAUUCCCAACCUGUUGAAUCUAGUAACGUCCAGAUAGAAGAUAUCUUCAGUUUCAGAAGAUCUCGACCUCUUUAUGGUUCAUUUAGAGGAGGUUAUGGCCACUUGAAGUUGUAAGAUAUAAAAAGCGCUCAUCAGGGUCAGAAAUAGAACCCUCCUAGGAGUGGUUUUUCUGUAAGAUAGGACAACCCAAUAAAGUUUAGCACUGAACAGAUGGAGGGUUGCCAUCAAUUUGGUUGUGAGUUUGCAAUGUGGAAAUCGAUAAACAUGCAUAUGACUAAAGAGUUCUUGUAGUGUGGUUUACAAUAUUCAUUUUUAGAAAAUUUUUCAGAAUCAGGAUCAGAAGUUCCGAAUA
Sesamum indicum (sesame) is the source of this 3345-nucleotide messenger RNA. Its product is annotated as Insulinase (Peptidase family M16) family protein. Gene Ontology annotation, biological process: peptide catabolic process. Gene Ontology annotation, cellular component: cytosol; mitochondrion. Lineage: Eukaryota; Viridiplantae; Streptophyta; Magnoliopsida; Lamiales; Pedaliaceae. The record is from RefSeq and is a predicted model, not a curated record. Gene Ontology annotation, molecular function: metalloendopeptidase activity; metal ion binding.